AUAUAUACCUUACCGGAGAAGUUUCCCAAGUUGUUGUAGGGAUGGUGAAACGCGUAUUGGGUUGUGCUACUAGUACUAGUAGCGGAGGAGAUGAAACGCACGAAACUGAUCACGCGACGCCGGCGGUGGCUGACCCUAGAGUACUCCGAUCACGCUACCACACUGUCAAGACCAUCCUCUACGAUGAAAGAGAGGAUCUCACAAGAGCAGAUUCGGAGAAGUUCAAUUCGAUCAUUAAGGAAGUGGAGAGCUUGCACCAGCUGGUAACAAAGCCAAGAGAGCAAGUCGCGGAUGCGGAGGCGCUUUUGGAUAUUGCAAGCACCCUGAUGACCUCUGUACUGGCACAUAACAAGGAAGGAAUUACAGCUUCGGGUUUCGUCAACUGUAUUCUUAGUGACUUCAGGAAACCGAGUGGUAAUGGCAGCAGCUCUAUAUCUUGGAGGGACAUUGGGAAUGCGGUAUCGCAUGUUUUCCAGAGAAGCCCUCGAUGCUGCACUAUGAUUGGGCCAAUGAAUGCUGUUGUGAAGCAACGAAAGGUUUAUCAACGUCAAAAACGUGGGAAUCCUACAGACAAUGAUACCCCUAAAGAGCUUGGUGAUGCUGUUGUAGAAGAGGAAACAGAGACUGUUAAAAAUGUGGCAACUAUGUUUAAUAUUUUGAAGAAAAAGAGAAGGGUCAGGCUUGAAUAUCUAGUUUUGAAUGGAAAUUCUUUUUCACAGACAGUGGAAAAUGUGUUUGCCCUAUCGUUUCUUGUUAAAGAUGGGCGAGUCGAAAUAAAAGUGAACGAGGAAGGCCAUCAUCUAGUGUCGCCAAGGAAUGCUCCUGCUGCCGAAGCAAUUGCCUCAGGCGCUGUUACUUACUGCCACUUAAUCUUCAGAUUUGAUUUCAAGGACUGGAAGUUAAUGAAAGAAGUUGUUGGGAAUGGGGAGGAGCUGAUGCCACAUAGGUCAGCUGACCAUGUAUCAAACAAUUCGCAACUGGAAGAACCUCAAGCAACAACAGGUACAACACCAAUUAGGAAGUUCUCAAGGAACAGAGGCUUGGUUAUAAGGGAGCAGCACGUUGGGACUGAUAGUAGCAGCAGAUCAAUUGCUGAAGACAGCGCUGAAUGUGAUUAUGCUGCAAGCGCUUCUGCCACUCGUAAAGGGAAGCGUAAACUGAUAUGAAGUUUUACCAUGGAUGUUGUAUAUAUACUUACUGUUUUCUAGCAUCUAGAAACUUUGGUUUUCAAGUUACAACUAGCAGUCACUUAGCUGACAUCAAGGACUUGCUGUAUGAAAAUACAAUUAUAUUAGUUGUAAAAUUUGCUCUAACUACAAGUCCUUUAGGGUAUUAGUCAGAAUUUUAUGCACUAUU
Rosa chinensis is the source of this 1356-nucleotide messenger RNA. Its product is annotated as non-structural maintenance of chromosomes element 4 homolog A. NCBI's taxonomy places the organism in Eukaryota, Viridiplantae, Streptophyta, Magnoliopsida, Rosales, Rosaceae. Gene Ontology annotation, cellular component: Smc5-Smc6 complex; nucleus. The record is from RefSeq and is a predicted model, not a curated record. The transcript is spliced from 7 exons. Bases 42 to 1166 code for a protein of 374 amino acids. Gene Ontology annotation, biological process: DNA repair.